AUGUCCCAGGCCAAUCGGGAUGAACGGUUGCCCUACCCAGAGCCGGAAUGGAUAGGGCAAACAUUCAUCCUGAUUGGCUUGGGACAUUCUGCUUUAUCCUUGGUUAUCCUCUCCUCCGAGUUCCUUCUUGGUCAGAGAAAGAAGCAUCCUGACCAAGAGCAGAAAGCCAUAAAGAUCCAGGCGUGGUGGCGGGGCACCCUGGUGCGCAGGACCUUGCUGCACGCGGCCCUCAGAGCAUGUGUCAUUCAGCACUGGUGGAAGCUGAUGCUGGCAAAGCUGCUGGAGAAGAGAAAGCGAGCAGCCCUCGAGUCCUUCUCACGGCGAGAAUGGGCAGUGGUCCAGCUGCAGUCCUUGGUCCGCAUGUGGCGCGUCCGCCAGCGUUACUGCCGUUUGCUCCACGCUGUCCGCAUCAUCCAGGUCUACUGGCGCUGGCAUAACUGCCAUUCCCGUGGCUUUUUCCAGGGCACCUACGACCUCACGGCAUCACAUCUGGGUCUUGAACUUGAGAUUUUUUUGGGCUCACAGAUUUGUCGGAUUACGGACUGCAUCCCCUUCCCAAUAAAGAACUGA
Messenger RNA from Lutra lutra (Eurasian river otter), 570 nucleotides. Its product is annotated as IQ domain-containing protein F5-like. Bases 1 to 570 code for a protein of 189 amino acids. Gene Ontology annotation, molecular function: calmodulin binding. The record is from RefSeq and is a predicted model, not a curated record. The transcript is spliced from 2 exons. Lineage: Eukaryota; Metazoa; Chordata; Mammalia; Carnivora; Mustelidae.